GAAGAAUAUGCUAUAUGCUUUCAAAACAAACGGAAAGCUUUGAUCACUUGGAGCUUCUUCGAAAAUUCUGUGAACGAUUUUGGUAUUUUUGGAAUUUUUUUGCUUUAUUAUCGCCAGUUUCAUAUCUUUUAAGAAGUUACUGAGGUGAUCACCAGCGUUUGCGGUUUCUGAAUUUUGAGCCUUUCAGGAAUUGUUGGGCGCAAUUUGCAGGCUGCAGUCACAACAUCUGGUUUGUUCGAUUUUUUCUCUUUGGCUCGAGAAAUUUAUACAAACCAUGGCAUUUGCGACGGGCGAACCGGAGCUGAGUGAAGGCUGUAUUCGGGCAAUUCUCAACAGUGUUGACAUCAAGGAACCUCGAGUGCAGCUACUGGAAGCCCGUAACAUCAACCAGAAUCGUUAUCGCCUUUUGAUCAACGACAAACGGAAUACGUACUCCUUCGCCAUGUUGGCCACCCAACUGAAUCACCUCGUGGACAACAACACCUUGACACCAUAUUCUGUCAUCAUUAUGAAGAAAUACGUCGUGAAUAACCAGCAAAAUAAGAACCUUAUUAUCCUGUUGGAAGUACAAGUUGCCGUUCCAGGCGAUCAAGUUGGCAGAAAACUCGGCUCUCCUGUUUCCUUGGGGGACAAUGGGAUGCCAACUGGAGCACCCAAUGCAAACCCUAGCGCUCAUGCAGGCAGUCCAGCUGUCGCGCCGGCUGCAUUACGUCCCCCUGUUCCACAACAGGGAUUCCCGAAUCGAGCAACUUUCAACAGCUCUUCAUUCCAAAGCCCUUCAAAACAGCCUGCUCAGUUUCCAGGGGGACCAGUUGCCAAACGUCCAAAUCUGGGCUCGCCAUCCAUGGGGAAUAACAGUUUUGGUGCGCGAAACGUCCCAGUGGCGGCAACGUAUAAUUCGGGAGGAUCUUUCCAAGCACAGCAACCGACAAUGCCACCAACGGGAUCCGCAUCGCUCUCGCAAAACGAUACCCAGAAUAUCCACCCGAUUUCGGCCCUUAAUCCCUACAACAGCGUCUGGGUUAUCAGAGCUAAAGUGAUGAGUAAAGAUUCCAUUCGGUUUUGGAACAAGCCCAAUUCUCAGGGCAAAGUGUUCAGUGUUCUGGUAACCGACGGGGAAAGCGAAAUAAAAAUAUCUGGAUUCAAUAAUGAAGUCGAUCGGUUUUACGACGUGUUUGAAGUGGGCAAGACUUAUUAUAUCAAAAAUGGAUUGGUUAAAAACGCCGAUCCGAAAUUCAGCCGGGGCCGUAUGUAUGACCUCAAUCUUAAACCGGAAAGUAUUGUUGAAGAGUGUCUGGAGGAUGCGGGACCUGUUAAAAUCCGCUAUAACUUCGUGCCAUUUUAUUCUUUGCUAACAAUCAGCGGAGAUUCCAACAUCGAUGUUAUCGGAGUUUGUUCAUCGGCUGGAGAACUCUUUCAAGGAAAGAGUCGCCAGAGUGGACGGGAUUUUACAAAACGCGAUUUGGAUAUCGUAGAUGACACCAGUACUAGCGUGCGUGUCACAUUAUGGGGGUCUCAGGCGGAAAAGUACGAUAAGGACGUAGUGCUAAAUAAGGUGUUGGCCAUACACGGCUGCCGGUUGGCGGAAUUCAACGGCACUCGGAGCUUGUCUACCUCGUUCGACGCUAUAGUGGAAGUGGAUCCCGACAUUCCAGAAGGCCACAAACUGCGUGGGUGGUACGAUAGCGGUGGCUGCAAUGUCGCUACGCAAGCACUCAUGGGCGCAGGAAUGUCCGGGAAUUUCGGAUCAGGAUCCACACCGUUCAAGUGCUUCUGGCAGAUAGAAGCCGAAGGGUUGGGUAACGGGGAUAAAGCGGAUUUUUUCAUGAUACGUGCUGUUAUUAUGAAGGCAUUUGCACGUGACAACACCUUGUACCGAGCCUGCAUCAACAGCGGCUGCAAUAAGAAGGUUACGGACCAGGGUAACGGGACGUUCCGUUGCGAAAAGUGCAACACCGAAAACGAUAGUUUUGUCUGGCGGUUGAUGUUAACAGUUGAAGUGUCGGAUUGUACUGGUGGUGCCUAUGCUACGCUGUUUCAAGAAAAUGCCGAGAAAGUUCUGCAGCAGGACGCUCAAGCACUCGGCGAAAUGAAAACCCAGGACGCCACGGUGUUCGAAAAGGCCAUUAAUAACUGCCAGUUUCUAGCUUUCAUGUUCAAGAUGAAGGUGAAAAUGGAAAACUACAACGACGAAUGGCGGCGAAAGUACACCGUUAUCACGGCUGAGCCAUUAAACUUUGUAGCCGAAACAAAACGGCUAAGCGAAGCGCUGGCCCAUAUGGGAAUCGCAUGAAUUUUGAUGGAUGUCUGGCGUGUUCCUUUCCAGUAUACUGUGCCCAUUUCAGUACAUAGCACAGUUAAACUGAGUUAAGUGUGCCUUUGUUAGAUUUUGAAUUUUCAGUGCGCUUUGUUUAUUACCGUCUGAUCUUCCAAAAACGUAAAUGGAGUACAUCUUUCUGCGUUUAUUCUUUUUCUUUUCCAUUAUAUAUCUUGUUAGAAACUUGCAACUGUUCUUGUAUAGCCGGAGAGAAGCGAAUUAUUCGUUGUGCCAAAAAAUUUCAGAAUGCGCAUUUAUUACCCAGUGCAUUGACUGCAUUCACAAUUUUGUUUUUGAUUUCCCAGACAGUUCCAGUAUGUUUAAUACAUGCCGCAUGCAAUGACUUAUCUAAAUUAAAGGACGCAAAAA
This is a messenger RNA of Paramacrobiotus metropolitanus, 2686 nucleotides long. Its product is annotated as replication protein A 70 kDa DNA-binding subunit-like. The transcript is spliced from 14 exons. The coding region runs from base 275 to 2293 and encodes 672 amino acids. Gene Ontology annotation, molecular function: single-stranded telomeric DNA binding; damaged DNA binding. Lineage: Eukaryota; Metazoa; Tardigrada; Eutardigrada; Parachela; Macrobiotidae. The record is from RefSeq and is a predicted model, not a curated record. Gene Ontology annotation, biological process: DNA replication; nucleotide-excision repair; double-strand break repair via homologous recombination. Gene Ontology annotation, cellular component: nucleus; DNA replication factor A complex.